AUCACAUUUGAAGCAGUGAACGUGUCUCUUCAAGUUGGUGAAAUGGAAAACAUGGCAGUCUUAAUCAGUGUACUCACUUUAGUAGUGGUAUCCUCGGUGGAUUCAACACCUAUAUUGGUGAACAUAAACUUAGCAUCAGGGAGUACAAAACUCAUCCAGUCAUUGAAUUACCCAUCUAACUACACUAAUUAUCUGGAUUAUACUUGGAAAGUCAGUGCUCCUGAUGACCAUUCAGUUGAGGUCAUAUUCAGAGACUUUGCACUGGAAGAAGGUUACGACUUUCUUUCGGUUGAGUAUAAUCAUUCAGAAAGCAGUGGACAAGGCAUCCUCCUGGCGAACCUGACAGGCUCAACGUAUCCUACACAUCUUACCUCUCCUGUUAACAAUCUAUGGGUUCGAUUCACAUCGGACUACAGCAUAACAGCCCCUGGGUUUUCUAUCAAAGUUAAGGCAGUUCCAUUGACAGAUGCAGUUACAACCGAAAGCAUCGCAACAUCUUUAGAAACAGUUUCCCAGUCAACAACAUCCCCAAGUCUGUCCACAUCACAUCAUACAGACCCAACCGUUUUGUAUUUAUCUGAGGACCAAACCCUCUUGACAACAAUGGAAACAGCAUCCACUGGAGGUGUGUCAGGGGAUCAAGAAAUGGUCGAACAUUCUACAGGGUCAGCUCAAGAAAGGACCGCUUCAUCUGCAUCAGAUAUGUUGUUUUCAACUGAUACAAUAGGCUUAACAACGAUGGAAACAGCUCCCACAUCAAUGCAGCUGAUGGACGAUGAACUGGUAACCACUGACACUAUCCCUGCAACUUCACCCGUUGUUUCAAAGAUUUCCGCGCACUUGACAUCUACGGACACCACUUUUGAGAUGAUUGGCACAGUAACUCCUGAAGAUUCAUCUCAAUAUUCUACACAGUCAAACCUACAAACGACUAUUACUCCUUCAUCAGGGUCCACUAUUCCAAUGACAUCAAGUGACACAACCUCCCUACCAUUGCAGACAUUAACAAUGAUGACAGAGUCAGACUCAAAUAGACAGUCUGAGUCAACUCUAGAAACCAGCACAGAGUCCACUGUUUCAUUGAACCCAAGUGAUACCAAGCAGACAACGGAAGAAACAAAUGUUGUUUCAACAGAAGUGAAAGAUGAGUUCACCUUUGGAACGAUCAAGAGCACACACAUGUACAUGCAGACGUCGGGUAUCCCAACACAGGCCUCCUAUGAAGACACAACCCUACCAUACGAUAGUUUUACUUCUAGAUUAUAUUCAGACAUAUUUCAUUUGACAAACAAUCCUUCAGACGCACCUGAUGCACAAACCUCGCAAGAAUGGGAAGAACCAACGACAUUUAUUGCACAAUCCCUACCAGAGGUAUCAGAGGACCCUGAAACGCCACCUUUAUCAACAUCGGCGAUAGGUGCAUCCAUCCAAUCGCAAACUCACGAUGCCUCCACCACCCAAGGAAUGAUGAAGUCAGUCUCUAUUACCGCAACAUCUUCGGAUUCGAAUACAGCACUAAUCUCAGCUUCCGAAGCAACAAUUAGAAGCACAUCAUCCUCAACAAUAGAACCAAACGUUGAAACCACAGAGUCCGAAUCUACCCAGUUACCCGGCACAACCAACCCUGCAGAUGUGGAUAUUAAUCUGGAAUCUGGAGAUUCUAAGACGGUGCAAUCUCCGAAUUAUCCAUCUAACUACGAUAAUAAUCUUGACUAUUCAUGGUACAUCACCGCCCCACCUGACCAUACAAUAAACAUUGAAUUCCAGGACUUCUAUUUGGAAACAGGAUAUGACUUUCUUAGGUUUAAGUACGAUUCCUCUGAUGGUUAUAGUAGUCGUACAUCAAUAGCUGAUAUCACUGGAACAUCCUAUCCGUCUGCUCUUGUAAGCCCUGUCAACAACUUAUGGAUUCAAUUCACGACAGAUAGCUCCAUAACUAAAAUGGGGUUUUCAAUAGUUGUUAAUGCUGUUGCCACAACUGCAGCGCCAACCUCAACUACUGCUGGAUCGUUACAACCAUCAUUUUCGACAACGGUUGCAGAAACAUACGUUCACCUAACAUCGGGAAAUUCCCAGACGAUCCAGUCACGAAAUUACCCAUCAAACUACGAUAAUGACAUUGAUUCUAUCUGGUACAUUACUGCUCCAUUGAACUAUACGAUAAGGGUAGACUUUGGAGAUUUCAACCUUGAAACAAACUAUGACUUUCUUGUGUUCGAGUAUGAACCAUUCCCUGGUUCUAGUAGCUAUAUCACACUAGCAAAUCUUACUGGAACUUCUUAUCCGUCGUACUUGGAAUCUCCUUCAAAUAAUUUAAGGAUAAACUUUAUCACAGACUAUAGCAUCACAAAAACAGGGUUUUCGAUUGGAGUCACCGCAGUAUCAGCGGCUGGUAUGAUAUUAUCAACUGGUGCUACAUCAACAUCAAAGACAGCUUCUCUCACAUCCAUUGUAAACACAUCGCCCGUCGAAGAUACCUCAUAUAUUUUUACCUCUACUGAUGGUGCAUUAAGUUCUGAAGUGAUGACCAUGUCAACACCAGAACAUUCUACUACGUCAUCCAAUGCAAUGGUAUCGCUUAACUCUGGUAGUUCUGCAGACAUGGAUAGAACGACCAGUCCUGAAUACUUAUCAGACUUUCAUUUAACUGAGCCGAGAUCAGAUGUCACUACAUCUGAUGAUUUAGCUGUUGCCACUACCUCAACAUCCUUCACAGCAAACAUGGCAAAUGAAAUUACGUCUGGCACAACUCAGCAAAUAGACGUAGUUUUGAGCGAAGAGUCGACUCAAACACCGGAACAGUUUGGUUCAUCACCAUCACAUUCAUUCAUGUCAGUAAUUUCAGAGUUUCUUACUACGACGGAACCUACAACCACCUCGUCACAGGCUAUCGAUGUACAGACGACUCCACUUGUUUCGCAAAUGACAACACCAAACACCGCUAUCACGUCACUGCCAUCUCAAUCACAUUCUCCUGCAAUGCCUAUGUCUACAUUUACAGAGCAAACCUCGGAUACUCCACAAACAACAGAAGAAAUUUUGACUUCGUUGACUCCGACAACUUCUGACUCUAUAUAUUCAUUUUCUUCAAUAAUAAUAACGACGCCCAUAAAUUUUCAGACAUCUGUUUUACAGACUGAUGAAGCUUUGAUCGAAUCAACCUCGAAUAUCAUCACCAAACGAUCUGAGACAGUUGCGCCGGUGAGCCAAGAGUACGCUUCCACGGAAUUAUCGUCUAUCUCAUCUCAAACGAGACCAAACGUAGGGACUACUACUGGCUCCGAAGAUGGGAUCGGGUCAACCUCGAAUAUCAUCACCGAACGAUCUGAGACAGUUGCGCCGGUGAGUCAAGAAUACAUUUCCACGGAAUUAUCAUCUAUCUCGUCUCAAACGGCACCAAACGCAGGGACUACUACUGGCUCCGAAGAUGGGAUCGGGUCAACCUCGAAUAUCAUCACCGAACGAUCUGAGACACUUAAUCCAGUGAGUGAAGAGUACGUUUCAACGGAAUUAUCAUCUAUCUCAUCUCAAACGACGCCAAACGCAGGGACAACUACUGGCUCCGAACAUGGGAUCGGGUCAGUCUCGAAUAUCAUCAUCGGACGAUCUGAGACAGUUAAUCCAGCGAGUCAAGAGUUUGUAACCACUGUAACUUCAUCCAUGUUAUCGCGAUCAACAUCUGCAGGGAAUCCCGAAGUUUCGAUGGAGUCAAUCUCGAAGAUCACUUACACAAAUUCUGAAUUACCAUUAAGCCUAUUAGUUAACUCAGAAUUUGCAACCGGAAGCACGCCAUUGACAUCUAAGACAACUGAUAUACCGAAUCCGGGAGAAGUAACCUCUUUGAGCUCGAGAGUCCCUACUAGACGACCAACAUUGAACACAGAUUCUGCUCUGUACGAUGAUACACCGUUUACCAGUACACCUUUGAAUUCGAUGAGGACUUCGAUGUUCACACUUCAGUACACAAACCGAAGCAUGAUGAAGGAGUACAGCUUAUCAACUUACCAAAACGCCACGACUGUAAAAUGUGGCAAGGAAUGUUUAACACAUCCAAUGUGCGACUCGUUUGCCAUCAACAAGCAAAUGAAUAAGUGCAUCCUCGGGCUACAUACCGCUGUCGUUGGACAUAUUUAUGAAGAAAUUAAUUCAUUCAUAUACGUAGCAACCAUCAAGUAUUCAUGAGAAUCUAAUGUUUUUGUUUUGAUGAGAUAUUUCAGUCUGGAGCGUCAUGGUGUUAUUUAUUUCAGGAAUUUAUACGAUAGUUUGUCUGAGGUUAAUAGAUUGGGCCUGUGGGGAGGGACAUGCGUGAAGGGGAGGGGUAGCUUGAGAUGAUGAGAAUUAUGAAAUGCACAUCGCAUUAUUUUCUAAGAAACAGAGGAAUAUAAGCAAGCGAAAUUAUACAUUAAUAUAAUUGUUGAAACUAUAUAUACAGUAAGUGCAUA
This is a messenger RNA of Lytechinus variegatus (green sea urchin), 4442 nucleotides long. Its product is annotated as mucin-17-like. The record is from RefSeq and is a predicted model, not a curated record. NCBI's taxonomy places the organism in Eukaryota, Metazoa, Echinodermata, Echinoidea, Temnopleuroida, Toxopneustidae. Bases 43 to 4182 code for a protein of 1379 amino acids. The transcript is spliced from 9 exons.